This is a messenger RNA of Drosophila simulans, 2894 nucleotides long. RefSeq lists its product as uncharacterized. Bases 2365 to 2796 code for a protein of 143 amino acids. The record is from RefSeq and is a predicted model, not a curated record. The transcript has 4 exons. NCBI's taxonomy places the organism in Eukaryota, Metazoa, Arthropoda, Insecta, Diptera, Drosophilidae.
ACUGCAAUCGCAGCGCGUUCGCCGCGCCCGUCACCAUCGCCGCAAUCAGUCCGCAGAGCCGUGCGAGUGCCUUCGUCCUGUGAUAAGGGUUUUUGGUCUGCUGACUUCAUUCGGUAAGCUCAAGUGCGCGGAAAUCCGAGCCAGUGGAAUAAGACUUGUCGUUGCCGGUGCCCAGGUGACCCCCGUUUCGAGAUAAUGCCAAUCUCGAUACGGGGCUAUGAUGCAUGUGCAUGUGCAUGCAUUUAUGUAUGAAUGUGCAAUGCAAUGCUUUUCUGGCCCUUGUUUGGAAUGUUUACCCUUGACAAAUCGUAGGAAAUAGUUGUGCAUGGUAACCAUUGCCUCGGGAUAUGUUGAGUGCUGUGGCUUAUUAUAUUUCUUGGCACUGAAUGGGAAUCGCAAGACGAAGAUGCUGAAUGGGGACAUGCUCUUAUUGGCUGCUUUUAUUGUUCCUUUCAAUUCAUAUAAUAUUACUCUUUGAGCAAUAUUUUCAUUGUACACAAAGGUUCUGCAUUUGUUCGAGUAGACGGGCAAAAUAAAUGUGCAUAAAAGGAAAUGGUUUUCCAUAUUCGCAGAGCACAGAAAUGUGCUUUAACGAACAGGAUAUUUGAUCUAAUGUAAUUUUGAAAAAUAAAUAAAUUCCAUCCAAUACAACUGAAAUUCAAGUUUAGCUUAACAAUUAAACAGAACACAGAGAGUAAAUUGGUAGAAGAUUAAUUUACCUUUUUUUCCGUCAUUUAAUUACAAUUCAAUUAUGCUUUUUUUGUACUACCCAGCUUUGUGUUACAUUUUUUCCGCUUAAAUUGAGGCAAUAAUUUUAGAUUGACAGCCUGAAAUUUAAUGGCAUUUCGUUUGUCAAUUUACGAAGUCAAAUUUAAUUUAUUAAGCAGGCAAGGUAAAGCGAAAGCAAAAACUUAAUAAAUAAGGUUGCAUUUUUUCAUCCUCUAUCUGCAUUCUAAUCUGCGAAAAUGCAAUCACAUUUUUUCAUCCCAAUUUUUCGGCCAUCUGGCGGAGUUAUCAAAGUUGGCUUAAACGCUUAUCGUGGCCAAUCAUAACGAUUUUCCGCCACCAUCUGACAUUUUCCUAAUGCGCUUAAGAUAGUGCACCGCCGUUCUUUUUUUUUACAGAAUUUGAUAAAUCGCCCAGCUGCAGGCCAACAAAAACUUCGGGUCAAGUUCAAACUAAUUUCUUUGCAAAUUGUUUUGGGGUCCAUCAUGGGUGCAGUGGCACGCAGGAAAACAAAGUAUAAAAUCUGCGUAGUUCAUAAGCUCCGCAUUAUGGGGUUCCUGGUAAGGGGGUAAGGGGGGUUGGGGUUUUCCAAGGAAACUCUCUGGCAGAGCCAUUAACAAGGCAUUGGCCUCUAUGCAGCUUGCAGCUCACGACUGGCAUCCUGUGCCAAGAGCACAGAGUUUUCCCAGCCCGAUUUUCCCCUUAUCAGCAACUUUUCCAUACGGUCGACAAUGAGCUGUGUUGUUAGCCUCUUGGCGCCAGCCAUUCGCCAAGUUUUCCCCUUGCCCGGCAUCUAUUUUCCCCCCGCCGCUUUCAAUUAUCCUGAUAAUUUUUGCAUGUUUUUUCGAUUUCCGCUUUUUCAAUUUUUAUCUCCGUUGACAGCAUUUAAUGUAAUUGGUUUGGUUUCGGCUCUGCAGUUGUGCUUAAAUAUGGGGCAUAUAUAUAUCUAACUGGCAAAUCUGAUUGGUUUUUCGCGACUCGGCAUAAUAAAAACAACUUAAUUAGAUUAUAUUUUUAUGGACCACUGGGCGUGGUGGCUCCAUAGCCACGGCUUACCAUAUCUUAUACAUUCAAAGUGGAUUUGGCUAAGACAAAAUGUGAAGUGGAACCAUAAUGUGGUUAGAAUAUGAAUGCUGCGGAGGGCUGUUCGAUAAAAAUAUAGAAAAUAAAGAGAAGUGGUUAAGAAACCUUUUACGUUAUAGAAUUUAAAUUAAUUUAAUUUUAUUUCAAGUUCAUAUUACAAACCUAAAUAUUAAUUAUUAUCAUUUUUAUUUUGAAAUUUGUUGGGCUUACUUAAAAUGCUUUCUUUCAAAUGAUGUAAGCUUCAGCAAAAUUGCCAUAAACUUCUUGAGCUCACCUCGUUUCCAUUCAUUGGUUUUGUAUUACAUUUUAUGGCCAAAGCGUGGUAAACAAAAAAGCCCCAGCUCAAUAAAUAUGCUUAUAAAUAUAUUUGCCUAGACAAACUCACAAUAUUUUGUAGGCUCGUUCAAGGAUAACACUCCUCGUUUCAACCCGCCAAAAAGGACCCCCCGCACCGAACCUUUCUUAAGCCAUUUUUCAUUUCAGUUAUCUGCGGCGUUGGCGUUGAUGUCUACAUGCAUGGCUAUCAGGCCGGUCUUUAUAUAGUCCGUGCUGGUAAUGUUCAUUGAGAUCAAGUGGCUUGUGACUAUCUUCCUGCAGCUUCAGUGCGCAGAGGAUAAUUACCAGUGGAGGUCCUGCAGCUGCUUGGCCUGCUGGCGACUUUCAGCGAUUUGUGGCGGUUGGCGACCCACUCCUGUUUAUGCGGUCAUCGGCAUCUGCCUGAUCCUGUAUCCCCACAAUCUGUGGCUGAGUUAUGUGGCCGGAAUGUUUCUGAUACUCCUCGGACUCCUCAGACUGUGCACGCUGCUCCGGUUCAGCGCCUCGAAGGAGGAGGGCCUCCUGCCGCAGUGUGACUUUGAAAAGGUCUCGAGCUUUGUGGAUACCAUGGAGGAUGAUUUCGCGGAGAUUGGUGCCUCGCAUGCGGGAUUGGAUGAGGAAGCGGAGGAGGAGGGUGACGACCACACCGCCAUAGACGAUGAUGUUUGCUAAUAGUUUAAGCCAGCUUUUCUGCCUAAUGUAAUGUGAGAUUUUAAACGACUUAACAGAUGUCUAAUAAUAUACAGUUUUUAAAGAGGUUUCGAUUUAAA